This is a messenger RNA of Pediculus humanus corporis (human body louse), 1749 nucleotides long. RefSeq lists its product as uncharacterized. Gene Ontology annotation, cellular component: ciliary transition zone. Gene Ontology annotation, biological process: cilium assembly. The coding region runs from base 1 to 1749 and encodes 582 amino acids. The record is from RefSeq and is a predicted model, not a curated record. NCBI's taxonomy places the organism in Eukaryota, Metazoa, Arthropoda, Insecta, Psocodea, Pediculidae. The transcript is spliced from 5 exons.
AUGGAAAAAAGUUUAAGUCAUAGAGAAAGAAAAAAGAAAAAAAAUUCGGAGGGAUUUGACAACGAAACCGAAUCGAAUUUAAUAGAAAACGUCGAACGAAAAAAAGAAUCAAAUACUCAAAGUUGUCAUAAAUUGUUCAGACGUGACACAUAUGUAUUGAUCAAAGCAAAAAGUGAUUCGAACGUUGUUUCUUCUCUAAGUAACAGUGACGAAUUAAAUGUUUCAAGUGUUGAAAGUUUUCUUAACAAAGACAAAGAUGAUGUGAGUGGUUUAACUUAUAACGUAAAUGAUGAUUCUAAACAUGAUACAUUCAAUGUGGAAAAAUCUAAAGGUGGUCAAGAUGAGAGACCUGUACCAGCUCCAAGAAGGAUAAAAUUUACAAAUAUAACAGAAAAAACAUCAUCUGAUACUGAUAGAGAUGUUGCCGAAAUAGAUUUGAAUGAAAUUCGUGUCAAAUCUGAUACUGAUUCAAAAUCACAAAAAAUAAAUUCGAAUGCAUCACAAAGUGUGACACCAGUGCCAAAACCACGUAAAAAAAAAUUACAAAUUGUUAAUAACAUCAUUGACAAACCUUUACAACCUUCUGUGACUUCUUCGAAUAAUCAAAAACACUCAUCCACCAAAGAUGAAGCGGCAGGAACAUCAGCAGAAGAAGUUAAAAUCCAUGACGUUGUAAUAAAUAAAUUAGAAGAAAAAGAUGACAAAUCAGAAAUUCCAUUGAUUGAUAAUUUAAAACAUGAAUAUGUAUUAAAAUCUGAAAAAGCAAUUGAAGAAAAAUUAAAAAAAGAAAAAAAACUCAAAAUAUCUGAUUUGAUUGAUAAAAAGAAAAAGAAAAAAUUAAAUAAAAAAAAAAAACUUACAUCUUUGAUGAAAUUAGAAAAGGGUAAAAUUCCAAAAAUAUCAUUCAUAUCAAAAGAUUCAAAUGUAAAAAAUGAAAUUGAUGACCAAAAUGAUGACAAUGAUGAUGAUGACAAUAAUGAUUUUCAAAUGGAUUCACCAAGGUAUCCAUUAUCUGCUGAAAAUGGACGAAUUUACGUUCAAAAUAAAUAUGGUUUUUCACUAAUGAAAAGAGAUCAAGUUAUAAAUUCUGAAAAUGAUAAAGACAAAAAUGAUGAUGGAAACAAAUUAACAAACAUGGACGAAUCAACUGUUAAAACCGCCAUUUUAUUUCAAAAAUACUGGUCUAGAAUGAUGAUGUUCUUCCACGGUAUUCUCGCGGGAUUCGCCUGCUGCCACGCGCUUAUCGUAACCGUUAUUAUUUUACGCUUGGCUUAUAAUCCAACGGAUUUUAUUAAUUUUUAUUCAAAUCUUUCAUUGAAAAUUCAUUAUAUUUUUUACAUUUUAACGACUUUUAGCAUAGUUUCUUGUUUCGACAGAAUUGACAUUGGUCACAUAAAUAAAAAACAUUGGGAAACAGCAUGGAAAGUUCCAUCUAUGUGGAGCAUACUUUGCGUUUAUCUAGCAAGUUUUUUAUUAACUUUUAUAAAUCAUAAAACGGAAACCAGGUUUGAUUCGUACCUGUACAUGACUGAAAAUGAUACAGAUGCUAAAAUAUGGAACACAAGAGUACCGAAUGAAAUACAAGUAACUGUACUCACGUGGUUUCAUAUUGUAUGGGCACGAGAUAUCCUAUUGAUUGUUGCAUGGCUUAUUAUAUCAAUGACUAAAUUUUCUGAUUUUUUAUGUGGACAUCUUAACAAUAUGAAAAAAUAUGCUCAGAUUAAUAAUUCAGAUAAUGAAAAAAAUUAA